AGCGCGAGGGGAGCGAGACCCUGGCCGGGCAGGAACCCGGAUUCGCGGGGAGGAGGGUUGGGAGGAGGGGAAGGCUGAGGAGAAAGGAGGGGGAGCGGGAGGAGCGGCUGGGCCUGGGGCCUAGAGGCCGGGAGAGCCGGGAAGCCGGGCCGGCGCGCCGAGAUGCUGCUGCUGCUGCUGCUGCCGUUGCUGCCGCCGCUCUUCCUCCGGCCCCCGGGCGCGAGCGGGGCGCAGACCCCCAACGCCACCUCAGAAGGUUGCCAGAUCAUACACCCGCCUUGGGAAGGGGGCAUCAGGUACAGGGGCCUGACUCGGGACCAGGUGAAGGCUAUCAACUUCCUGCCCGUGGACUAUGAGAUUGAGUAUGUGUGCCGGGGCGAGCGCGAGGUGGUGGGGCCCAAGGUCCGGAAGUGCCUGGCCAACGGCUCCUGGACGGACAUGGACACGCCCAGCAGAUGCGUCCGAAUCUGCUCCAAGUCCUAUUUGGCCCUGGAGAAUGGGAAGGUUUUCCUCACGGGUGGGGACCUCCCCGCUCUGGACGGAGCCCGGGUGGAUUUCCGAUGUGACCCUGACUUCCAUCUUGUGGGCAGCUCCAGGAGCAUCUGUAGUCAGGGCCAGUGGAGCACUCCCAAGCCGCAGUGCCAGGUGAAUCGAACGCCGCACUCAGAACGGCGCGCAGUGUACAUCGGGGCGCUGUUCCCCAUGAGCGGGGGCUGGCCCGGGGGCCAGGCCUGCCAGCCCGCGGUGGAGAUGGCGCUGGAGGACGUGAACAGCCGCAGGGACAUCCUGCCGGACUAUGAGCUCAAGCUCAUCCACCACGACAGCAAGUGUGACCCAGGCCAAGCCACCAAGUACCUGUACGAACUGCUGUACAACGACCCCAUCAAGAUCAUCCUUAUGCCCGGCUGCAGCUCCGUGUCCACGCUGGUGGCCGAGGCUGCCAGGAUGUGGAACCUCAUCGUGCUGUCCUAUGGCUCCAGCUCGCCGGCCCUGUCCAACCGGCAGCGUUUUCCCACAUUUUUUCGGACUCAUCCGUCGGCCACGCUGCACAACCCCACGCGCGUGAAGCUCUUUGAGAAGUGGGGUUGGAGGAGGAUCGCCACCAUCCAGCAGACCACGGAGGUCUUCACCUCGACUCUGGAUGACCUAGAGGAGCGAGUGAAGGAGGCUGGAAUCGAGAUCACUUUCCGCCAGAGCUUCUUCUCCGAUCCAGCUGUGCCGGUCAAAAACCUGAAGCGCCAGGAUGCCCGAAUCAUCGUGGGACUUUUCUAUGAGACCGAAGCCCGGAAAGUGUUUUGUGAGGUGUAUAAGGAGCGGCUCUUCGGGAAGAAGUACGUUUGGUUCCUCAUCGGGUGGUACGCUGACAACUGGUUCAAGAUCUACGACCCGUCCAUCAACUGCACAGUGGAUGAGAUGACCGAGGCCGUGGAAGGCCACAUCACCACCGAGAUCGUCAUGCUGAACCCUGCCAACACCCGCAGCAUCUCCAACAUGACGUCCCAGGAGUUUGUGGAGAAACUGACCAAGAGGCUCAAGAGACACCCCGAGGAGACUGGUGGCUUCCAGGAAGCGCCGCUGGCCUACGAUGCCAUCUGGGCCUUGGCGCUGGCCCUGAACAAGACGUCCGGUGGGGGUGGCCACUCCGGUGUGCGCCUGGAAGACUUCAAUUAUAACAACCAGACCAUUACUGACCAGAUCUACCGGGCGAUGAACUCCUCGUCCUUUGAGGGCGUCUCUGGUCACGUGGUGUUUGAUGCCAGCGGCUCCCGGAUGGCCUGGACGCUCAUUGAGCAGCUGCAGGGGGGCAGCUACAAGAAGAUCGGCUACUAUGACAGCACUAAGGACGAUCUUUCCUGGUCCAAAACGGACAAGUGGAUUGGAGGGGCCCCCCCGGCUGACCAGACCCUUGUCAUCAAGACAUUUCGCUUCAUGUCCCAGAAACUCUUCAUCUCGGUCUCUGUGCUGUCCAGCCUGGGCAUCGUCCUGGCUGUGGUGUGUCUUUCGUUUAAUAUCUACAACUCUCACGUCCGUUACAUCCAGAACUCCCAGCCCAACUUGAACAAUCUGACUGCUGUGGGCUGCUCCCUGGCGCUGGCGGCUGUCUUCCCCCUCGGGCUGGAUGGUUACCACAUCGGGAGAAGCCAGUUCCCCUUCGUCUGCCAGGCGCGCCUCUGGCUCCUGGGUCUGGGCUUUAGUCUGGGCUAUGGCUCCAUGUUCACUAAGAUCUGGUGGGUCCACACGGUCUUCACGAAGAAGGAGGAGAAGAAGGAGUGGAGGAAGACCCUGGAACCCUGGAAGCUGUACGCCACCGUGGGCCUGCUGGUGGGCAUGGACGUCCUCACUCUCGCCAUCUGGCAGAUCGUGGACCCCUUGCACCGCACCAUCGAGACUUUCGCCAAGGAGGAGCCAAAGGAAGACAUCGAUGUGUCCAUCCUGCCACAGCUGGAGCACUGCAGCUCCAGGAAGAUGAACACGUGGCUCGGCAUUUUCUACGGCUACAAGGGGCUGCUGCUGCUGCUCGGUAUCUUUCUUGCUUAUGAGACCAAGAGCGUGUCUACGGAGAAGAUCAAUGACCACCGGGCUGUGGGCAUGGCCAUCUACAACGUGGCGACACUGUUUUACAGCUCUGCCUGUGAGCACACGAAGCAGACAUUACUGUCCCCCUGCACAGGUGAGGAAGCAGAGUGGGGAAGUGAGAUGCCUUAUCUCCGGUUCCCUGGCUGGAAUCCGAGUCAGCUUCCGGCCAGAGUUCCCAGAUGCUCAGUGCUCAGGGACUCUGAAUGGGCCCGUGUCCUGUGCCUCAUCACUGCCCCGGUCACCAUGAUCCUGUCCAGCCAGCAGGAUGCAGCCUUCGCCUUCGCGUCCCUUGCCAUAGUGUUCUCCUCCUACAUCACUCUGGUCGUGCUCUUCGUGCCGAAGAUGCGCAGGCUGAUCACCCGGGGCGAGUGGCAGUCGGAGGCGCAGGACACCAUGAAGACAGGCUCAUCCACCAACAACAACGAGGAGGAGAAGUCCCGGCUGUUGGAGAAGGAGAACCGUGAGCUGGAGAAGAUCAUUGCUGAGAAAGAGGAGCGAGUCUCCGAGCUGCGCCAUCAGCUUCGGUCUCGUCAGCAGCUCCGCCCCCGGCGCCACCCCUCUACGCCCCCAGACCCCUCGGGGGGCCUGCCCAGGGGGCCCCAUGAGCCCCCUGACAGGCUCAGCUGUGACGGGAGCCGGGUUCAUUUGCUGUACAAGUGAGGGCCCCAGGGAUUGGGGAGGGCGGGUAGGAAGGCCUCCUCUGUGAGUCUGGGAUCGGCUGGGCCCCCAGGACUGCAGACCCGGCGCGUUCGCUCUCGCGCGCUCGCAGCGUUCUGACCGCCACGCUGUCCGCUUUGUGCCCGGCUGCAGCUUCCCCGCCCCGCCGCACCGCGCCCCUUCCCUCCCGCCAGUGCUGGCCGCAGCCUGGUCUCCGUCCACCGCCCACCCUUCACCGCUCUGCCAGCUUCGUCCCCCUGGAGUUUCCCGCCUCUGCCCUGUGCGUGCUCACACUUCCCAACACACACGCGCGUGUGCAUGUGUGCUCACAUGUGCCUCUCCCUCUGGCGCUCACGUGUGUGCCCUGUCCUCGCCUCCCUCCUGCGCUCGGGGCCCCUGCGCCCUUCGUGUGCUGAGCGGAGGCCUUCCCCACCAGCGCACAUCCGUGUUUCCCCGUCGUUCCCCCUGUGUGUGCUCAUGGAACCGGGCACCUUGCCUUUGCACCUUAAGACCAUUGUAUCCUCCUAGCAGAGCCCGAGGCGCGCACCCUACACGUCCUUAUGCACUCUCCGCAGCUCAAACCCUCACAUGCUUUCUGCUUGAACCCACACCCCCCUUUGUGCUCAUGUACACACUAUGUCCAUGCUCCCCGUCCUCCUUCCCAGGGCUGCUCCCUUUGGUUUUGUGUUUUUCUGGGGGGACUUGAGGGAGAAGAAAUGGGGGCAGGCUUGGGGAGCUGCUUCCAGUAGACAGUUGGUGAGAAUCCCAACCACAGGAAGGCUCCCCCAACCCCGAUGGCUGUCAGAGACAGAGGGAAUCACCGGGCAGGAGGGGGCAUCCCCUUCCUGCCAAGGCGUCUCUUGGGGAGGGAUCUCCCCAGUCUCAAUAAACCAGUGAACCGUGUGA
Messenger RNA from Enhydra lutris kenyoni (northern sea otter), 4140 nucleotides. Its product is annotated as gamma-aminobutyric acid type B receptor subunit 1. Bases 163 to 3237 code for a protein of 1024 amino acids. Gene Ontology annotation, molecular function: G protein-coupled GABA receptor activity. NCBI's taxonomy places the organism in Eukaryota, Metazoa, Chordata, Mammalia, Carnivora, Mustelidae. Gene Ontology annotation, cellular component: G protein-coupled receptor heterodimeric complex; membrane. The record is from RefSeq and is a predicted model, not a curated record. The transcript is spliced from 24 exons. Gene Ontology annotation, biological process: gamma-aminobutyric acid signaling pathway; G protein-coupled receptor signaling pathway.